UCUCUCUAAAAAAAAAGAACCAUCCCCUGCUCUCGUACGAUCCCCACCGCCUCCUGAGUCCUCAUCCUCGUUUGCCAUUUCUUCCGAUUUGCCGCCGGCGAAGGAAGAUGUCACUGUUGGCCAUCAGGAAAUUAAUACCUAGGUUAUCCCAGAUCUACAUGUCGUUUCUUUUCUCUGAGUUUUGCUUCCAUGGGGUGGUGGCGCAUGUGGCUGGGUGAGUGCACGGAUCGCGGCAACCUCGUUGAGUCUGGAGACAUGGCCACGGAGAUUGCCAAGGAGAAUUUGGGUUGUGCUGCUCAUACUUGCCAUCGCCGGGUGCUUUGGAUGUUGGUGGUGCGGAGGUAGCGAGGGAGCUCACGGAGCAGGGAUGUGAGGCAGCUUCUGCGGGCGGCUUUUGUUGUCCUGUUCAUUGUUGGUGUUGUCUGGAGUCCUAUCAAAUGGCAGUACAUUUAUGGUUUCUGUACACCUUUUUUCUUUCUGGAUUCGGCAACCUUUUGUGCCCAACCAAUAUUGCUGUAUAAUGGUAUAUUAUGUCUUCCAGCUCAUCCAUGGCUCUCCACUAUAAAGUGUUAUGUUCUUUUAUUUGUUGUUACCAUGUCCUAGCAAGAAGGCCUUAAUUUGGUUCAUAUCUGUUAAUUGACAUGCAAUGGUUUGGUUUUUAUAUGUGUUGGUGGUGUAGAUGAUAUUGAAGAUCUAUUAAUGGUUUUAUUAAACUGAAAAGGCUGUAUAAGGUAUAGGUGUUUAUUACCUAGGACAAUAGCUGUCAAAAUUGCAUGUCUUCCAAAAAUUACAAUAUGAAGUGCUUUUGAUAGUGUUAACAUUUGCACUGUUAUUAUCUAAUAAGUAUCCUUCUUAUCCUGGUCAAUGUCAAGUACUCUUCCUAAAUCUUUGUGUGUACAUUAGUCUGCCUUACUAUUUAAUUAAUAAGCAACUUAUACAUUAAUUUAUGGAUUGUUUCUUUGUUUUCCUAGGCUGUAAUUAUCCAUCAUUAUUCUGUGACUGUAAAAUGAAAUGCAUUUAAAAAUAAUACAUGCGUAAAAAUCUAAAAGUGCGUAUGGUGGAAAAAUCAAUCUCCCUUUUAGCUGGCAUGUCUUGCUUCUUCGUUUCUUGUUCCAACAUGGUGUCCACUUUGUCAUCUAUCAACUGCUUGGCAUACUGCAAGAUAAUCAGCGAGGAAAAACAGAAAAGAUAAUAGCUAUUUAUUUUAAUGAAUUAAAUGCACCUUUACCUCCUUGUCUUUAUUGUUCAAGUACAACAUCUCAAGCCAGGCAUAAAUGUUUCGUUAGAUGACAGACAUCUAGCAUCUGAGUCUUCAUCGUUAAGCAAUGUAUGUAUGAUUUUUACUUCAAUGUGUUAUCAGUAGAUCAGAAUAGAUAGUGUUUCAUACUUGUGAAGAAGUUAUUGAAUUUUGGUUAUGUCUAGAUCCGUACGUAUUCUUGUGUUACCUCUUGACUUUAGGCACAAACCCAUCAACAAUUAAUCUGUUACAUAUUUUAGUUUUUGAAAUUAUUGGACUUACCAUUCAAUGUUUGCACCAUUGUUUAGGUCACCGUAAGACGGUCUGGUUUUGGAUUACAUAUUCAUUCAAAUAAUAAGUAAAAAUUCCCAUAUCAUAACUUUGGUUUCAGCCCAAAAUGUUAAGCCUAAAAAUUUGAUGCCGACCACAAUGGAAGAAGUAUAAUUAAAAUUUAAGACAUUGGUAUACACCGCGCACUUACUAUGGUAUUAGAAAUUCAAUAUUACGGUUACAUAUCGUUUUUAUUUAUUUAUUGUUCCACAUGCUUCAUUUGGUUAAGUAGUCCGAUGACAUCUGUCAUUUUGGUGAUUAAUAACCCAUAGUUAGAAUGUUAUGGCCGGCCGGCUUAGGCCCGCAAGUUAUCUUAGUUUUUAUUUUCAGAUUAGGCAAGUUAUCUUAGGCAAGUUAUCUUAGGUUGAUUCUUCUACAAGUUAUCUAGGAUAUAAAUAUAGGUUGUAAGACUCUUUUUGAAGGCAAGCAAUAAGAAGAAUAUUAUCUCCUAUUACCCGGCUCCCUGAGGAGCCGGAACCCUAGCCGCCAACAGCCCUAGCCGCCGCCCUUCUCCUAGCCGCGACGGCGCCCUGCCGCCGGCGCGCCCGAUCCUCGCCACGUCUCCCUCCAUCCUUCCCUUACCACCUACGCCCUAGACCUGGUAGAGUACUUGAUCCUACCAAUUUGGUAUCAGGUAACCGGGUUUCGACCAUGUCUCCGCCAAUUCCACCGCCACCACCACCGCUGCCCGCCAACUCCUCCACCACCGCCGCCUCUGCGCCGGGCGUCACGGCCUCGCUCUCGGCGGGCACCACUGCGUCGCUCUCAGCGCCGGUCCUAACGGCACCCGGCACCACGCCGGGCCAAGGGCAGCCACAGGCCCCCGUCCAACACUCGUCGCCGCCAUCACCUCCCCCGCAGCCGCAACAGUUCACGCCGGAGGCCAUGGCGGGCGUCCUCAACGACCUCGUCACCGCGGUUCAAGGGAUCCGCCUCUACCUGGCAGGUCCGUACGGGCCGCCCCCACCACUCCAUCCAGCCAUGGCCGCGGGUCAGCAGGCGCUUCCGUGGUACUCGGCAUCGGGGGCCAUCACCGGACUCCAUCCAGCCAUGGCCGCGGGUCAGCAGGCGCUUCCGUGGUACUCGGCACCGGGGGCCGUCACCGGAGGCUACCCGGCGCUCCCCGCCCCAGCGGCCGCACGGCCGCCUUGGGCGCAGUGGCUGCCGCAGAUCGCGCCGGCAGCCCCGCCACUUCUCGCCACCACGGGGCCGCAGUGGCCCACCUGGACCGCGCCGGCCGCGCCGUCCUCUGUCACGCCCUACCUUCCAGCGGCCUCGGAGCAGGGUCCUCCACCGGCCCCGCCCAGCCCUAACCUGGGCACCGGCGCCUCGGAGCAGGGCCAGACCCAGCAGCUUCUUCCGGCGUCACCGCCGGCCCCCACGCCGCAGGCGCCGGUGCAGCUCCACCAGGCGCCGCCGCCAUCGACAGUACCACCACCCGCGCCUAGGGCUACGGGUCGGCCCCUGCACCAGGUGCAGUUUCCACCGUCACCAUCGCCGAUCCCCGCUUGGGCGACCGGCUCGUCUUCGGGGCCGGUCUACUCCACGGCGCCGGAACACCCGACGUCCUCCCUGCGGUUUGAUCACCCCUCCAGCUCGGCGAACUACGCCCCGGCGCUUCCCGACCCAGCAUACGCGCCAGCGGCAACUACGGCCGCCCCCGGGCACGGCGGGCCGACACCCCCUCGCUUCGCCAAACUGGACUUCGCCACCUACAAGGGCACGGAGGACCCCCUCAACUGGCUCAACCAGUGCGAGCAGUUCUUUCGAGGGCAGCGGACGCUCGCUUCGGAUCGCACCUGGCUCGCGUCCUAUCAUCUUCGAGGCGCAGCGCAGACCUGGUACUACGCCCUCGAGCAGGACGAGGGCGGCAUGCCACCAUGGGAGCGCUUCCGGGAACUCUGUCUCCUCCGGUUCGGGCCUCCUAUCCGCGGGAGCCGACUGGCGGCCCUCGGCCGCUUACCCUUCACAUCCACGGUGCAGGACUACGCCGACCGCUUCCAGGCCCUGGCGUGCCACGCGCCGGGCGUCUCCGCAACUCAGCGCGCCGAGUUAUUUGUGGGCGGUCUACCGGACCAUAUCCGCGUGGACGUGGAGCUUCGGGGACCCCAGGAUCUCCAGUCGGCCAUGUAUUACGCCCGCGCAUUCGAGCGCCGCGCGGUGGCCAUCCAGCAGGAAUCACCGUCCCAGACUGCUGGGUCGCUACCCGGACCGGAUUCCGCGCAGGGUCUUCCUGUGCAGGCUUCUGCGGCACCCCUCGUCGCGACCGCGGGGCGCCCGUUCCGCCGGCUCACUCCAGCUGAGAUACUCGAGCGUCGCCGCCAAGGGUUGUGCUUCAACUGCGACGAACCCUACAAGCCCGGCCACGCCUGCCCGCGACUCUUCUACCUAGAGGUGGCAGACUACAUUCCGGAGGACGCCGUCGCCGCCGACCUGGCCGCCCCAGAUGUCGAGAAGGUGUUUGACGCUGGUUGAUUACCUCGAAGAGUUCAAGCAAGCGCUUCCCCACCUUACAGCUCGAGGACGAGCUGUUUGUGCAGGCGGGGAGAAGUGUUAUGGCCGGCCGGCUUAGGCCCGCAAGUUAUCUUAGUUUUUAUUUUCAGAUUAGGCAAGUUAUCUUAGGCAAGUUAUCUUAGGUUGAUUCUUCUACAAGUUAUCUAGGAUAUAAAUAUAGGUUGUAAGACUCUUUUUGAAGGCAAGCAAUAAGAAGAAUAUUAUCUCCUAUUGCCCGGCUCCCUGAGGAGCCGGAACCCUAGCCGCCAACAGCCCUAGCCGCCGCCCUUCUCCUAGCCGCGACGGCGCCCUGCCGCCGGCGCGCCCGAUCCUCGCCACGUCUCCCUCCAUCCUUCCCUUACCAUCUACGCCCUAGACCUGGUAGAGUACUUGAUCCUACCAUAGAAUGAUUGAUUAAACAGAAAUCUGAUUUUUAACUGUAACAUACCUGAGCAUUGCUUACCUUUAUAUGCUUCUUGUUGUAGUAUGUCCUUGGUAUGAGACUCAAAGUAGUAAUUUUGCAAAACUUCCAAUAAUCCUACUUUUGUCAUUUUUUGAUUAAUUACCACAUAGUUAGAAUGAUGGAUUAGCCAAAAAUCUGAUUUACAACUAUGACAUACCUGAGCCUUGUCUAUCUUUUUAUGCUUGUUAUUGUAGUAUGUCCUUGGUAGCAAACUCUAGUAAUUAGGAAAAUCUUCCGAUGAUACUUUUGAUCCUUUCACCUCCUUUCUCUUAGUAUUGUAUGCAAAAAUUAAUCUAAUGCCAUUGUUCAAUGGGUCAUAUUUUGUGCCUUCCACAACCUUAAUAUUGUUAAAUGGAUAAAUAAAUUUCUCAAUUAUCCUUUGAUCUAUAAGUAUCUAUCCGAUUUUUACCUAUGGUAGCAUGAGUUGUUUGGUCCUCUAUCAAAAUAACUAAAAUAUAUACUUAUCAUCUAUUGUUUGAACCAUAGAAUAGUCUGCAUUUAAAAUUGUAUAGAAUAAACCAGCUCAUCUGUGAAGAUCACAUCAAGCUUCACUUAUCGAUUGUUUUUGGAACAAUAGAACAGUCUGCAAUUAAAUAUGUAUAGCAUAAACCUGUUCAUCCAUCAAGAUCACAUCAAGGCUCAUAAGUUCAUCGGUUGUAGGAUUGAUUAUAUCCCAUGUUCUUGUUACUUUCACUUAAAAAUCCCAGUUUUGGUCUCUUAUUGAAGCCUCUCAGCUUCUUGUAUUCCCAAGCGUUUUCACUUGCAAAGGAUUAAAACGCACCGCUUCAAAAGGAUUGAAAAAGUAGUUGUCAAUUGAUAAUGUGCAUAUGAAGAUUGUAGCUGACAAAAGUGAGUUCAUAGUAAUAAUAAUUACUAACCAUGUUGAUUCAGGUGAGAAGGAAACUCAGACGGUUGGGUGUGACUCACGUAGAAAUCGAGUUGCAUGCCACUUCAUAAUUUGGGCUGCCUUAGAUAUUUGCGGAGCGCCAAGUCCAAACAUCUCGCGUCACCGAGUCUGUUGGCUUCAACUGUCCUCGUGGUGGCAUCGUCGAGUCACGGCAUCCUAGAGUUGGUUGGCUUCAAUUUUCCUGGUCGUGUCGCUGAGUCGUGAGUUGCUGGGCGUCUUAGAUUUCCAGACUGAAGAUGGGCGUGUUUGGCUGCUGGGUGUGGUCGGCCGUGUAUUUUUUUGGAUGAGUUCUGGCUGUGUCCUUAUGGAGUCCUUGUAUGUUUAUAUUUCCAUAAACGCUAUGUGUGAAUAGUCUGGUGGAUGCGGCCAGCCAUGUAUUUUUGGGGGCGUGUCUGUAUGCACUCCUUUUGGCUGACCAAGUUACUAAUGUGUCCUUCCGAGUUCCGAUUAGGACUUGUACGUGACAAUAGUUGGGUAUGUAACCUCCACUGUCCAUAUCUAAUAUAUUAGUUGUAGAGAUAAUUUAAUCUUUAA
Molecule: messenger RNA, 5964 nt
Organism: Triticum aestivum (bread wheat)
Lineage: Eukaryota; Viridiplantae; Streptophyta; Magnoliopsida; Poales; Poaceae
Product: vegetative cell wall protein gp1
Exons: 2
Coding region: 2219-4042 (607 amino acids)
Source: RefSeq, a predicted model, not a curated record